AUGACGCUCCUCGACUGGUUGGAUCAGGUUACUUUCGCGCAUGAGGCCAAGUUCGCCGACCCGGAGUAUGCCCGUCGCAUGUACACCUCCUGCGUCACUGGGUUCCUUCAGCAGGGCAUCACCACGGCUUCCUAUUACGGCUCCUAUCAUGGCGAAGCUUCACGCAUCCUCGCCGAUGUCUGCUUGGACAAAGGGCAACGGGCGUUAGUCGGCAAGUGCAACAUGAAUCGGAGCGCGCCAGACUGGUACCGUGACCAGUCAGCGUCCGAAUCUCUGUUAGAAACGCGUGCCCUGAUCAAGCACGUUCAGCAGCUCGACCCCAAAAAUCUCUUGAUCAAAUCGAUUAUCACGCCACGCUUCGCGAUCUGCUGUGACCCGCCACUGCUCGAGGGUCUUGGGGAAAUCGUCCGCGAACACCCGGAUCUGCCUAUCCAGACCCACUUCAAUGAAGCAAAGGAUGAAAUAAAGUAUACCCACCAACUAUUUCCAGAAUUUGGGACGGAGGCCGACCUCUACCAGAGAUUUGGCUUGCUAAACGAACGGUCUAUUCUGGCACACUGUAUCUUCUUGCAGGAGGAAGAGAUCCGUCGCCUACAAGAGCUUCGCUGUGGCAUUUCUCACUGCCCUAUCUCCAACACUACCAUGCAAGACUUCAUGGUCGCCCCGAUCCGCGAGUACCUGCGCCGUGGAAUCAAGGUUGGACUUGGCACGGACAGUGGCGGCGGGCAUUCCUCAUCCAUGCUGGAGGUCAUGAAGCAGGCCUUUGUGGUCUCGAAUGCGCAGCAGAUGCUGACCCAGGGUCGGGACCCGGCUCUGUCGCUGCACGAAGGCUUCUUCCUAGCCACUUUGGGAGGAGCGCAGGUCUGUGGUCUCGAUGACCGGAUCGGCAAUUUUGCGGUUGGUAAGGAGUUUGAUGCACUGGAGAUCCGUACCAUGGACCUAGAACAGCCGGGAGUGAUGACUCCCGUCGAGGAGGACGACUCCAUCUCCAUGAUCUUUGAGAAGUUUCUCAUGACUGGUGACGACCGCAACAUCGCCAAGGUGUAUGUCCGAGGACGAUCGGUGAAAGUAUGA
Messenger RNA from Penicillium lagena, 1074 nucleotides. RefSeq names its product Amidohydrolase 1. The coding region runs from base 1 to 1074 and encodes 357 amino acids. The transcript has a single exon. Gene Ontology annotation, biological process: guanine metabolic process. The record is from RefSeq and is a predicted model, not a curated record. Gene Ontology annotation, molecular function: guanine deaminase activity; zinc ion binding. Gene Ontology annotation, cellular component: cytosol. Lineage: Eukaryota; Fungi; Ascomycota; Eurotiomycetes; Eurotiales; Aspergillaceae.